Linepithema humile (Argentine ant) is the source of this 1549-nucleotide messenger RNA. Its product is annotated as UPF0415 protein C7orf25 homolog. Lineage: Eukaryota; Metazoa; Arthropoda; Insecta; Hymenoptera; Formicidae. The record is from RefSeq and is a predicted model, not a curated record.
GCGCGGUAUUAUCGCAUGCGGCGGUAGGGAAGAUCCGAUUCCGCUCGCACGACCGACCGUUGAUGGGAAGUCCAUAGUGACGAUGGAAGCCAUGAAUGAGUUACUCCCGUGCCUCGAGCAGAAAAUCGCUGACGGCCACAGUAUGGUCGAGCGGCUGAGACUCAUGGACAAGAUCGACGGGAUCGACAAACUGAUUCGGAAGAUCCAACAAGAAAUAAAAUUUUUGGAGAAAGUACAUUGUACAGGAAAUGUAAAAAAGGAACAUUUACAAAGCACAAAUCUGAUUCAUCUCAAUGCUAUGGUGGCUCGAUUAUCUUGCUCAAAGGAUCCUGUCAGUGUAAUAAAACCCUUCAAGUAUCAGAAAUCACGUUUGGAGGUUGAUAUAGUAUGUAACAAUGGUGCUUCUUGGGUGAAAGUUAUAGCGAGAAACGCGAGAGCAUUAACUCUGAUAUCUCUUGGUAAUGGAGAAUACGGACAGAAGUCUGUUUUGGAUCAAGCUAAUUCUUAUCUGAUGUGUAGCAAAUGCCAUUUGCACCACUAUAGGCCACCCGAUGUUAUAUUUCACUUUGCCUAUGGCAUAGAGAUUCCUCUAGCCAUACGUUUGGAGCAAAUGGGCAUUAAAGUCGAAGGAGAACGGAUAGAUGCGGACAAUGAGAUUUUGAGUAGUCAGCACGAUAUAUCUGAACACGAUGAACUGGAUAUUUCCGAAGAAUGUGAAAAGGAUUUGGAUGUGGAUCUGCAAUCAUUAAAUACAUCUGCACUCUCGACUGAAAUCAAGCUCCUUAAUCUGGAUGUGUCGACCUUGCUGGCUUAUGUUACAAAUAUGGCAAAUGGAUAUAAUAAUUAUAUUUAUCGAGAGCCACUACUCACGCAGCAAGCCGAGAUGGAAAGAAAAUGCCCUAUAAAACCAAUUCUAGAUGAUUUGUUUCAAGACAAAGAAGUUAUUGUUUGCCAGACGGCGUAUAACAAUUUUAUGAGUAUCAUUGAUGUCAUCGGUGGCCCGAACGAGACAUUGCGGGCACAUGAAUUGUUGAAGAAAGUCCGGAUUGUUGACGAUGUAACCACUGGGCGAGUUAUGGAACUGCGCUUAGGCGGUAGAAUUAAAGAUCGGUCGCGAUUAGUUUUUGCAACAGGUGAGAAUAUGAAAAGUAUCACUGUCUCCGCUAAUGAAGGAUUCGUGAGAGCGGCACGUAUGCAGGGCAUUGAGUGUACAGUUUUCCUACACGAACCAAGAUCUCUAUCAGAAAUUAAAGAAGGUAAUGCCACAAUGAGUAUAGAACCAUCUUGAUAUUAUUUAGGAUAUUUAUUUAGACAAUUACAAAGAAAACAUACACUGGCAUAUGAAACAUUAGACAUAUUUAGGCUCCUAAUUUAUUAUACCAGUUUACAUUUAAAACAAUGCAUUAAAAUGACAUUUGCUAUUAUCCUCUUGGAAAAGGUUAUUAUACUUCAUUGAUUACUUGAGUAUUGAAUUUGUUAAACUCAAUUUCUAUAUUUUCUUCAAAUUCUGCAAAAGAUAUAAAAUAAAUGAUUAUUAUAUGAAUCAAUA